This is a messenger RNA of Hypanus sabinus (Atlantic stingray), 4720 nucleotides long. It is a transcript of the gene tfip11, whose product is annotated as tuftelin interacting protein 11. Lineage: Eukaryota; Metazoa; Chordata; Chondrichthyes; Myliobatiformes; Dasyatidae. The record is from RefSeq and is a predicted model, not a curated record. Gene Ontology annotation, cellular component: U2-type post-mRNA release spliceosomal complex. Gene Ontology annotation, biological process: spliceosomal complex disassembly. Gene Ontology annotation, molecular function: nucleic acid binding. The transcript has 13 exons. The coding region runs from base 133 to 2625 and encodes 830 amino acids.
CCGCCGGAGGGAAUUGCGUACGGGACCGAGCCCUCACAAGAUGGCGGAUUUGUAUUAGGAAGCAGGUGGAGUGGAAUUGAUUGAAACUUGGGUGACUGGUCGGUGAAGGAGUCGUCAGCAGGGUCGAGCAAGAUGUCGAUGUCACAUCUGUAUGGGAAAGACAGUAUUGAUGAUGAUGAUGUGGAGGUGGAGCGGUUUGAGAUUUCAGACUGGGACUUGGAAAAUGAAUUCAAUCCGGACCGUGUCCGCCACCGACAAACAAAGGAAGAUGCAAUCUAUGGCAUGUGGGCUGAGAAUGACUCUGAUGAUGAAAGACCAAGUUUCGGAGGGAAGCGAUCCAAAGAUUACACGGCUCCAGUGAACUUCAUCAGCGCUGGACUCCGUCGAACAGCAGCUGAAGAAAAUGAAGAGAAGGACUCCGAUGAAUCUGAUGAAGAGAAAGUUAAGCGAGAAGAAUUUCCAAAAGAGUUUGCACCAAAGAAACUGAAAACUGGUGGUUUUUUCAAAUCUCAUUCAAAAGGAUUCACCGGAGGACAUCGAACUAAUCAGGAAAUUGGCACCUGGGAAAAACACACUAGAGGGAUUGGACAGAAACUGCUGCAGAAGAUGGGUUAUGUGCCUGGGAAAGGUCUUGGAAAGAAUGCUCAAGGCAUUGUGGCGCCAAUUGAGGCAAAGAUGAGGAAGGGGAAAGGAGCAAUUGGUGCUUAUGGAUCUGAACGAACAGAACAAUCACUGAAAGACUUUCCUAUUGUCGACUCUGAUGAGGACGCUGAUGAGGAGUUCCAGAAGGAAAUGAGCCAAUGGCGGAAAGAUCCUUCUGGUGGGAAGAAGAAACCCAAGUACAACUACAAGACUGUGGAGGAGCUAAAGGCAAAGGGAGCAUCAAGCUUGGGUAGGAAAAUGGCUACACCACAGACUGAACUCUCUCAGGUUAAGGUUAUAGACAUGACGGGAAAGGAGCAGAAAGUUUAUUACAGUUACAGUCAGAUAAAUCAGAAGCAUGAUAUUCCUGACGAUGCACAGUCUCCGGGCAAAGAUGCCAAGACAGAGGGCUUUUCACUUCCGGAGCUAGAGCACAACCUGGAGCUGCUGAUUGAAAUGACUGAGCAGGAAAUCAUCCAGAAUGACCGUCAGCUCCAGUACGAGAGGGACAUGGUGGUCAACAUCUCCCAUGAGAACGAGAAGCUCACUGAAAUCCUUGCGCAUGAGGGGAAGAUCAUAGACAAGCUCAGCCACAUCUUGCAGAUUGUGGAAGAUUGCGAGAAGAGACUGCAGCCCAACUGUGAAAAUCCACUGACGCUGGAAGAAUGUGCAAAAAUUUUUGAACUGUUGCAGGAGAAAUAUUUUGAAGAAUAUAAGAUGUUUGACCUGGCAGAACUCUCCAUUGCCAUUGUAUUUCCACUGCUGGGAGAAUACUUUAAGUCCUGGAAUCCUUUGCAGGAUAACAAAUAUGGUUUAGAUGUCAUGUCUAAGUGGAGGAAACUUCUUGAACGAGACCAGCUGCAACAUGGAGGUUGUGAUAUGCUGUCAAUGGACCCAUACCACAGGUUAAUGUGGGAAGUAUGGAUGCCUUCUGCACGCAACGUUGUAUCGCAGUGGUUGCCCCGGAACUGUGCCCCCAUGGUUGAUUUCCUGGAAAACUGGAUGCCUGUGAUUCCUCUUUGGAUUUUGGACAAUAUUCUAGAACAGUUUGUUUUUCCUAAAUUACAGCGUGAGGUUGAAAACUGGAACCCAUUAACAGACACAGUCCCCAUCCAUGCAUGGAUUCACCCGUGGCUGCCACUAAUGCAGAUGCGCCUUGAACCACUGUAUUCGCCGAUCCGCAAUAAGCUUUCCAAUGCUUUGCAGAAGUGGCAUCCCAGUGACUCGUCUGCAAAGCUGAUCCUGUUGCCUUGGAAAGAUGUGUUUACACCAGGAUCCUGGGAAGCUUUCAUGGUUAAAAAUAUUGUUCCAAAACUGGGAAUGUGUUUGAAUGAGUUUGUAAUCAACCCUCACCAGCAGCAUAUGGAUGCCUUCCACUGGGUGAUGGACUGGGAAGACAUGAUCUCACCAUCCAGCCUCAUAGGAUUGCUCGAGAAGAAUUUUUUUGGGAAGUGGCUACAGGUGUUAUGCUCGUGGCUCAGUAAUAGCCCUAACUAUGAAGAGAUCACUAAGUGGUACCUGGGCUGGAAGUCCAUGUUCUCCGACCAAGUGUUGGCCCACCCGACGAUCAAGGAGAAGUUUAAUGAGGCACUGGACAUUAUGAACCGGGCUGUCACCUCCACUGUUGGUGGCUACAUGCAGCCAGGAGCUCGAGAAAACAUUGCCUACCUCACCCAUACAGAGCGGCGGAGGGACUUCCAGUACGAGGCAAUGCAGGAGCGCCGCGAGGCUGAGAAUAUGGCACACCGUGGCAUUGGAGUUACAUCUACCUCCAUACCAAUGAACUUCAAGGACCUGAUCCAGGCCAAGGCUGAAGAGCACAAUAUAGUCUUUAUGCCUUUAAUGGGCAAACGUCAUGAGGGGAAACAGCUCUACACCUUUGGGCGCAUUGUCAUCUACAUUGACAGAGGAGUUGUGUUUGUACAGGGAGAGAAAACUUGGGUGCCAACGUCACUUCAGAGCCUCAUUGAUAUGGCUAAGUAAUACAAAUAGGAGAUGAGGAAGAUCUGCUGUUCUCUUUUUCACUCUAUUUUGUUCUGUUCACUUACUCCCUGACUGCAGAUUUUCAGCAAUUUAGGGAAUGGUGUGACAGGAAAAGAGACUCUCACAGUAUGGAAAGAUCUUCACUCCACAUGAUCCUUUGGCUGUUCCUCAUAGAAAUUAAUACUGACUCCUGCAACUGGUUCUUUAUUAUUUGUGGCAUUUCUUCAAGUGUGAAAUACCUUGUUUAUUUUAAUAUCUUUUUAUUUAUGAACAACAAGCCCGGUAUUCUAAUGUCAAAAUGGUAUUGAUUUCUAAGUUUUAACCUCAGUAAAGCUUUCAGAGUGGGAGCUGCAAAGGUCAUUAAAUGAGUCAGUUCAUGACGAAACAAUGGAUUGAACAAUUUCACUGAUAGUGUGGCACAUCUCCUAACAUCAGGAACCAUGCUGACUGCAACACUAUUUUCUCUACAUAUUCCAGGAUAUUUAUUCUCUCUGAUAUUUACACUGGUGACAAAAAAUAAGUUCAAAACAUAGAACAGUACAAUGCAGGAGCAAAUUCAUUGGCCAACACUGUCUGUGCUGAUCACUAUGCCAAAUUAGCUACUCGUUAUAUAAUAACUAGCCAGACAUCUCCCUUAAACUUACCCCUUCUCAUUUUAAAGCUAUGCCCCUGACACUUUUACCCUAGGAAAGAGACUGUAUACACAAUCUGUGCCUCAUAAUCUCAUAAGCUUCUAUCAGAUCUGCCCUCAGCUUCCAGCACUGCAGGAAAACAAACCAUGCCUACCAAAUCUCUCCUACUAGCUAAUGCUCUCUGAUCGAGACAGCAUCCCGGACAUCAUCAGUGGCAUGCUCUCCAAAUCCUCCACAGCCUUCCUGUAAUAGGGUGACCAGACUACAGUACUUAGAGCAGCAUGGUAGCAUAGUGGUUAGCAAGUUGCUUUACAGGGCGAAUGACCCGGGUUCAAUUCCCACCGCUGUCUGUAAGGAGUUUGUACAUUCUCCCUGUGACCAUGUGGGUUUCCUCCGGGUGCUCCCACAGUCUAAAGACAUACCAGUUGGCCAUUGUAAAUAGUCUCGUGAUUAGAUUGGGGUGCUGAGCAUUGAGGCUUGAAGGGCUGGAAGGCUCUGUUCUGUGCUGUAUCUCAGUAAAUAAAUAAGAGUGUAGUCUGAUUAAAGUUUUAUACAGUAACAACAUGACUUCCUGACUUAUAUUUAAUGCUCUGACUGUUGAAGGCAAGCAUGCCAUAUGUCUUUCUUUAACGCCAUGUCUACAUGCAGAGAGCUGUGGACUUGGAUCCCAAGAUCCCUAUGUACAUCAAUGCUCUUAAAGGUCCUGCCAUUUACUGUACAUUCCCCUUACAUUUGACCUGCCAGAGUGCAACAAGUCUCACGCCUGAAUUAAACUCUGCCUGCCAUUUCUGCAUCCUUAUUGGCAACUGAUCUAUAUUCUGCUAUAUCUUUUCAAGACCUUCUUAACUAUCCACAAUUUCACCAUGUUUUGUGCCAUCUGCAGAUUUACAAAUCAGCUUGAGUUCCUCCAGCAUUUUGUGUGUGUAGUCCAUCUACAAGUUUGUCCAACACUUGUUGAUUUUGCUUGUGUUUCAGUGUCACAGGCAGAGAAAACUAACUUUAUUCUCAGAGACACCAAUUUUUAAUGAACUGUACCACUAAUGUGAGGGAUGAAGGCUGCAGUUGAUUGGGGUCAUACCUUUAAGCAUGCCUUCCCCUUCUAGCAACUUGGUUCAGUAGAUGAGCAAUGCCUGAAAUCUGAUAUUAUCAGAAUAAUUAUUGGUAUACCUUUUUGAAUAAAUGAUCUGUAUAAGAAAUCCUCUUAAACCUUGUGUGUCAUUUGUCACAGAUUUUUCAUUAACAAAAUGGGAACAAAUCGCACCCACACAUCUAUGGAGAAAGCUGAAUGGGCCAAAUGGCCUAAUUCUGCCUGAAUAUUUUAUGAGCUCAGAGAAAAUAGUAUCGCUACCUUUUUUUUAGCCUUGGUAAUGGUGGUAUCUGCAGUACUUUAAGUAAGGAAUCAAAGAUGUUCAACUUAAAACUUUUCAUUAGUAAUUGUAAUUAGUUCAUAAUAAAUUUUAAGA